Molecule: messenger RNA, 3695 nt
Organism: Nematolebias whitei (Rio pearlfish)
Lineage: Eukaryota; Metazoa; Chordata; Actinopteri; Cyprinodontiformes; Rivulidae
Gene: btbd7
Product: BTB (POZ) domain containing 7
Exons: 11
Coding region: 246-3611 (1121 amino acids)
Biological process (GO): morphogenesis of a branching epithelium
Molecular function (GO): protein binding
Source: RefSeq, a predicted model, not a curated record
GGCCAUAAUAACCACCCAACAAGGCGUUGUGCUACUAUGAGGGGGAAAUACCAAUCCGGACCGAGGAUACGGACGGUUCUGGGUUAGCUCUUGGUCGAGGCAUGGCAGCAUGGGCCUGGGGCUCUGAGGAUGCUUCAGAGGACCCAUGCCUGACCCACCACUGAGGCUUGAACGGAAUCCGUAGUCUGAGCAGAAUGACUCAGCAAAAGGGGGGACCCCCGAAUAGCAAGUGAAGAGACAUAAGGAUGGGGGCCAAUGGAUCCAGCUAUCCACACUCAUGCUCCCCACGCAUUGGGGGAAAUACACAGGCUCAGCAGACUUUUAUAGGUACCUCAUCUUACUCUCAGCAGGGAUAUGGCUGGGAGUCAAAGCUGUAUAGCCUGGAGCACGGCCAUGAGCGGCCCACAGACAGGAAGAAGAAGAGUCUUGGUCUGGCAACUCUCAAACGGAGGUUCAUCAAAAGGAGGAAGUCGAGCCGCUCAGCAGAUCACGCGCGGCAGAUGCGGGAACUUUUGUCAGGGUGGGACGUCCGCGACUCUAACGCCCUGGUGGAGGAGUAUGAGGGAACAGCAGCCCUCAAGGAGCUGAGCUUCCAGGCCAGUCUGGCUCGUGCUGAGGCUCCCAACUUGCAGCGGGAUCUGGCUGCUCUCUACCAGCACAAAUAUUGCACUGACGUAGAUCUCAUCUUCCAAAGUACAUGUUUCCCAGCUCACAGGGCCAUCUUGGCUGCCCGCUGCCCCUUUUUCAAAACUUUGCUUUCCUCUUCUCCUGGUUAUGGAGCAGAGGUUCUCAUGGACAUUGACACAGCUGGCAUUGAUGUGCCCAUGUUCUCUGCCCUGCUUCACUACUUGUACACCGGGGAGUUUGGGGUGGGCGGAGCCGAAGAUACCAGGCUGCAAAAUGUGGAUGUACUGGUUCAGCUCAGUGAGGAGUUUGGAACACCGAACUCCCUGGAGGCUGAUAUGAAGGGCUUGUUUGACUACAUGUGCUACUAUGAUGCUCUGCUCAGCUUUUCUUCAGACUCUGAGAUGAUAGAGAGCUGUAACGAGAGAGGGGCUGUGGCUGCAGCACCAGCAGCAGUCUCAGGAGCCAGUGGGGCACCAGAGACCCCAGACGAGGACCUUAGGGCUCACAAGGCUAUUCUCUCAGCACGCUCCCCAUUCUUUAGAAACCUUCUGCAGAGGCGUAUUCGCACAGGAGAGGAAAUGACAGAGCGCACAUUGCAGACUCCCACCAGAAUAGUGCUGGAUGAAUCCAUCAUCCCACGGAAAUAUGUGCAGGUCAUUCUUCACUGCAUGUACACUGACCUUGUUGACCUCAGCCUGGUGCUGCGUGGCAGCCCUUCAGCAGGCAGCCUCGGUGAGGUGCAAGCCCUUGUUUCAGGGGGCCGUGGCGCCAGUACACGCACAGAGGAGGCCAUGGAGCUGUACCACAUUGCCUUGUUUCUGGAGUUCAGCAUGCUCGCUCAAGGAUGUGAAGACAUCAUUGUUGAAAGUUUGUCACUGGACUCACUGGUUCCUAUUUUGAAGUGGAGCUCCCAGCCGUAUGGCUCCAAGUGGGUCCACAGGCAGGCAAUGCACUUCCUCUGCGAAGAGUUCAGUCAGGUCGUCACCUCUGAUGUUCUCUACGAGCUCGGCAAAGAACACCUUCUCAGCGCAAUUCAAUCUGACUACCUUCAGGCCAGUGAACAGGACAUUCUCAAAUACGUUGUUAAGUGGGGCGAACAGCAGCUUAUUAAAAGGAUGGCAGACAGGGAGCCCAACCUGUUGAGUGGCACAGCCCACAGCGUCAACAAAAGGGGAGUGAAAAGGCGGGACCUGGAUGUAGAGGAGCUGAAGGAGAUCCUGUCUCCCCUCCUGCCCUACAUCCGAACUGAGCACAUCUUGCCUCCCAACAGUGAUGUCCUCGCCGACGCGCUUAAGAGGGGUUUGAUUAGUACCCCCCCAUCAGACAUGCUGCCCACGGCUGAGGGUGGAAAAGCCAACGCCUGGUUACGGCAGAAGAAUGCAGGAAUCUAUGUGCGUCCUCGACUCUUCUCCCCUUACGUUGAGGAGGCUAAGUCUGUGCUUGAUGAAAUGAUGGUGGAGCAGACAGACUUGGUACGUUUGCGACUGGUGCGCAUGUCAAACGUCCCAGACACACUCUACAUGGUCAACAACGCCGUGCCUCAGUGCUGUCACAUGAUCAACCACCAACAAAUGGCAUGCAACACGAGCGCAGCUCCAUCGGUUGUGGCUAACGAAAUUCCAGUGCCUCCACUGUCUGUAGUAAAGAAUAUGAUUCGACGACUGCACGAACUGAGACAUACAGAGCAGGUCCAGCGAGCCUAUGCACUUAACUGCGGUGAGGGAGCCACAGUCAGCUACGAGCUGCAGCUUCGGGUGCUGAGGGAGUUCGGUCUGGCAGAUGGAGCCACGGAGCUCCUGCAGAACCCAUCCAAGUUCUUUCCGGAUGAGCGGUUCGGAGAUGAGAGUCCAAUUCUGGCCCUGCGCCAGGUGGGUCGCUGUCGAGUAAACAGCAGUCCAGCCAUGGACAGCAUGAUAACAGAGCUGGAAGGGGUAGUAGGUUUCCACCCACCCCUACCUCCUCCACCUCCCCCUUAUCACCCCCCUACCACACCCAGCCAUGCCCAGCUCAAGGGCGCCUGGCGGCCUCGUGUGCCCCUUCCGACCCCCACUCGUUCCUUCUCCUACCCCUGCAACCGCAGUCUGAUCCAGCGCCAUGCAGCCUCCAAGCAUGGCAGUUCAGAGUACUCAUCUGCACCCAGGUCCCAGCCCCCAGACUGCACCAACCCACAGGCUAUGGGCCGAACCUUGCUCUCAGACCAGCAAGUGAUGAGUGUGGAGCCUGUUAUAAGGGAGUUCAUGCCUGAUAUUGCACUUGGUGUCUCAGUCAUGUCCCUGAGGGAGCAGCACAUGGCAGAGAUGGACAGGGAAGGUCCUCGCAGCCCCAUGGGACCUUCAGGCCACUAUCUGCCCCAUGGGUCCUGUCCUUCUGCCCGCCUUAACCAUGGCUAUGGUCCCGGACAUGGCCACUCCUGCAAGAGACACGCUCCAGAACCCAAACUAGAAGUUCAAGCCGAGUUCCCUGACCUGUAUGAUUUCUCCUGUCGACCUGCAACACCAACUUCCUCUCACCCUCUGGCCACAUUUCCAGGACCAGAUCUUUACAGCCACAGCUGCAACCCAUCCGGGUCAUAUCCCCCUCCUUAUGUUUCUGACUGUCAGCCCCACAGCCACACGCUAGGACGGUCUGCUCCCGACCCUCUAAGACUGGAUGUUCUCAGUAUAAAAUCCCAGAGGCAUGAGGGAGUCCUUGCCAGCCCCUCUGGGCCUCAGUCCAGGAUGGGACAGUUCCCUAAGGGGCGACCAAAUGAGACAGACCUGACUCAUGGAUUAGGUCAUUUACGGUCCCCCAGUGGAAAUAUGAACAGCUAUGAAGAGAGGCACAUAGGACCGAGAGAUGCUCCAGAAGAAAUGGUUUUAGGUGGAGAGUCAUCAGGUCCAGUGCCCCUCCAGCAGCCCCACAGAAACAGUGUCAGCGAAGAUCUUGUCAGAGACCGCAGGUCGCCCAGCAAACCUGACUACCCUUAUAAAAAAUCAGCACUUUAACCCCAGUUCAGGACCAGGGGGUUUGAGUUAAGAAAGGGAAAAACAUGAGUGGUUGUUCAUCAAAAUGGACGGCAAAGCACUAAA